This is a messenger RNA of Recurvomyces mirabilis, 1128 nucleotides long. RefSeq lists its product as uncharacterized. Gene Ontology annotation, cellular component: cytosol. The record is from RefSeq and is a predicted model, not a curated record. The transcript has 2 exons. Lineage: Eukaryota; Fungi; Ascomycota; Dothideomycetes; Mycosphaerellales; Teratosphaeriaceae. Gene Ontology annotation, biological process: glycerol catabolic process. Gene Ontology annotation, molecular function: glycerone kinase activity. Bases 1 to 1128 code for a protein of 375 amino acids.
AUGGCGACCGAGACGCAGACGAAGGCACCACCUGCGAAGGAAACGUUUCACUUUAUCAACGAUCCAGCAGAAGCAAUCAAUGAUGCGCUCACCGGCCUUACGUAUCUGAAGCCAUCCUUGUCUUACCAUCGCGAAUACAAAAUUGUCUAUCGGAACGACCUCCAAGCAUUCGCCCAGGACCGUGUCACGACCAUUGGCUUCGCUGGGGGAGGGCAUGAGCCUAUGUUCGGCGGCUUCGUUGGCCACAACUACUUGUCCGCGUAUGUCUCAGGCAAUGUCUUCGCCAGUCCGACAGCUGCACAAAUUUUCGAAGCCAUCAGGAUGUGUCAACCGCAAAACGGGAAGAGCAAAGGCACACUAGUAGUAUGCGGCAAUUACACCGGUGAUAUCUUGAACGCUGGUCUGGCAAUUACCAGAGCACAAGCAGCAGGGUACAAGGUCCACUUUACACCCGUUGGCGAUGACGUGGCAGUGGGUAGAAAGAAAGGUGGUAAGGUAGGUAGGAGAGGGCUCAGUGGACACCUGGUAGCUCUGAAAAGUGCGUGUGGUCUUGCACAGCAGGGUGAGAGCCUUGAGAGAGUCGCUGAGGUGAUGGAGUACGUUGCGGCCAAUGUUGGCACAAUCGGCGUUGCGUUCGAUCGUGUUGCCUUGCCCAACGCAACCAUUACAGACUUGCAGACUCUACCACCAGCGACCAUCGAGCUUGGCAUGGGAGCGCACGGCGAGCCAGGCUUGCAACAAAUAUCGCCAAUACCCACGCCUGAAGCACUCACUUCACAAAUGCUAGACCUCAUACUCGACUUCAGCGACAAAGACAGGGCAUUCAUCCCAUUCUCAGCAUCGACACACCCAAAAGAAGAUAACGAAGUUGUCAUGCUAUUGAACUCGCUAGGCAGUACAUCAGAUGAGGUACUUGCUCGCUUUGCUGAGCUAGCAAAUGCUGAGCUUGAGCGACGAGGAUUCAAGGUCCGAAGGCUGACGCUCGGUCCGUUGGUCACGAGUCUGAAGAUGAGUGGAUUUGGCAUCACUAUCUGGCGAUUACCGCCACACAGUGGUGAGAACAUGAGUAGGGAGCAAGCCUUGCAGCUUUGGGAUGAGUCUGUAGAUGUUGUAGCAUGGCGACAGUAG